This is a messenger RNA of Medioppia subpectinata, 2130 nucleotides long. The record is from the annotation of a GenBank genome assembly. NCBI's taxonomy places the organism in Eukaryota, Metazoa, Arthropoda, Arachnida, Sarcoptiformes, Oppiidae.
UUUCAUUCUUACGUAAUUAUUAUGAAUGAAUGAACAUUUCAUUAUGCAAUCAAUAAUAGUGUAGUGUUUGGAGCGUGUGGUCACUCUAGUCUAGUCUACUCUAUAAACACCUAACAUAACAGACACGUGACAUAUAGUGACCACAAUUAUGACCGCAUUUCAUAACCACUGACUCAACGGUUACCGCAUAUUAUGGCCGAUAAUAACACCGAAGAACUAUUGGAAGCGUCUCUCAAACAAUACAGAGAAGAGUUAUCACUGGUUCAGACAUCACUCGAUUGCGACCAAACAAACGGCGAUUUGAUUGAAUUGAGAGACAAAUACAUUGAGAUCAUUGCUUUGACCGAAGUUGAAUUAAUUGGUGUUAAAAAAGCGCGACUAUUGGCUGAACUCGAGGCGCAAACAAGUGGUCAUAAUAGCGAUGAUGUGUCCAAUGGUGACGAACCAAAGCCAUCCACUUCUGACGCCAAGACAUGUUUGUCCGCUAAUGAGAUAAAUAUAGGCAACGAUUUAUCACUAAAUGAAUCGUUAAGUGAAUUAAAUGGUAAGGAAUGCAGAGUUCCGUUGAGCGAAGCGAACGGUUCCGUUCGUUAUCACAACGCAAUCAUUAUGACCAUCGAUGGCGACGACGACACGCCUAACGCCACAGAUAUAAGUGAUACUAAAGUGAGAGUUUUCUUCACGUAUCCGUUGAACAAUCGGAUGCUUUCGUGUCCGCACUAUCUGUCGGCGAAGUGUCGCUUCGCUGCCGACAAAUGCCGAUAUUCUCACGGAAUGGAAGUGCUAUUCAAAGACAUUAAACCCUACGAAGCCAUCGAUUACUCCACUUUCGGUCGCGAUUCCGUGUGUUUGGCCAAAAACAAAGACGACUCUCUUUGGCACAAAGCCAUUGUCGAUGACAUUCGCGCCGAUCAGACAAUUGUUGUCAAAUACUGUGAUAACGACUUUAUCGAUACCACGAGUAUCGAAGACAUUGUGCCACUCAGUGGUGAUUGUCUGGAGGAGACAAAUGACGACCAAUUAAAUGGCAAUAGUCUUAACGAUUGUUACGACGACGACAUGAGAGUCCAAGUGUUUAAGUCUUCGUCAGCGAUGGCCGAAUGGGAAGUGCAUACGAAAGGCAUCGGUUCUAAACUGAUGGCCAAAAUGGGUUACGUUUUUGGACAGGGAUUGGGACGCAAUGGUGAGGGCAUUACGGAACCGAUCGUUCGCAAACAGAAAGGCUGGCCUUUUAGAGACCUGUUUACUGUCUUUGAUUUUAUCAAUAAUAAAGUAUUCGCCAAACAAAGUGACAAUUCAUCGCAUUCUUUGACGUCCGGCCACUCGAAGCCCAUAUCAACGGCUGAACUGAAGGCAUCGACCGCUCAAUCGCUGAACAUAUCUUCGUUUAAGAUAUCGGAAGACAUUAGAAAAGCGGAGUCAGAGUUACGACGACUUCGGGAUUCGAUGUCGAGGAAUAAGAGUCGCGAUCCUGUGAUGUGUAAUCAAUUGCAACAAAAAGUGGACAAACAGUUGGAAGUGAUCGCCGGUCUUAAGCGCAAAGAGUCGCUCAUUCAUAGAGAACAGAGCUCGAGUGCUGAUAAUAUGUGCCAUAAAUUACAUAAAGGGAAAGCGUUUGUCUUUCCGACCGGAAAAUCUCUGGACAAAUGCAUUGAAUUGCGGGACAAAUACUUAACCGAUGACGGAGUGAAAGCGCGGAUCAAAUUAAAGCAAAAAGCGCUGCAGAAGAGAAUUAUCGAUGGAUAUACUAAUGUGAAACGCCGUGAAAACAGUGUCUUUGAUUUUAUCAAUAAUAAAGUAUUUGCCAAACAAAGUAACAAUUCAUCGCAUCCUUCGACGUCCGGCCACUCGAAGCCCAUAUCAACGGCUGAACUGAAGGCAUCGACCCCUCAAUCGUUAAACAUCUCUUCGUUUAAGAUAUCGGAAGACAUUCGAAAAGCGGAGUCAGAGUUACGACGACUUCGGGACUCGAUGUCGAGGAAUAAGAGUCGCGAUCCUGUGAUGUGUAAUCAAUUGCAACAAAAAGUGGACAAACAGUUGGAAGUGAUCGCCGGUCUUAAGCGCAAAGAGUCGCUCAUUCAUAGGGAACAGAGCUCGAGGUCUAACAAACAUAAAUUGAGUGUUUUUUGA